Messenger RNA from Ctenocephalides felis (cat flea), 3244 nucleotides. RefSeq lists its product as uncharacterized. Gene Ontology annotation, molecular function: metal ion binding. Gene Ontology annotation, biological process: proteolysis. The record is from RefSeq and is a predicted model, not a curated record. Lineage: Eukaryota; Metazoa; Arthropoda; Insecta; Siphonaptera; Pulicidae. The coding region runs from base 170 to 3244 and encodes 1024 amino acids. The transcript has 20 exons.
AUCUUUUUAUUUUGAGCAAUUCGCCAAUUUUGUUUUGAUUCAUAGGCAGAUAAUUUUCGUAUGUGAUUUUCAAAGUCAAACUCGGCAAGUCUUAUAAAACUUGCGUUCCAAAGUGGUAAUUCAUCUAAUUUAGAAGGAAUAUUCAAAGAGUGUAUAGUAAUAUUUGAAAAUGUAUUCGCAUUUUGAGUUAAUAUGCACAUUAAAGGCGAAUGGAGAUAUACCGGUCUAUAAAUAUAGAUCGAAAAAAACGGGUCUAACAGUUGUUUUAGCUGAUAUCGAAGGUCCUGUUGUUAAUGGGUACUUCUGUUUAGCUACGGAAACCCAUGAUGACGAUGGCUUACCUCACACGUUGGAGCAUCUUGUAUUUCUAGGAUCUGAGAAGUAUCCUUUUAAGGGUACUUUAGAUAUGUUAGCCAAUAGAUGCCUUGCCUCGGGAACAAAUGCUUGGACUGAUGUUGACCACACAUGUUACUUGAUUACUACAGCAGGGAGUGGAGGGUUUUUAUCUCUUUUGCCGAUAUAUUUGGAUCAUGUGUUAUACCCCACCUUAUCGGAUUCGGGUUUUGUGACUGAAGUUCACCACAUAGCUGGUGAUGGAACAGAUGGCGGAGUGGUAUAUUGUGAAAUGCAAGGUCGUGAAAGUACAGGAGAAAGCAGAGUACACAGAGAAUUAUGUCGGAAUAUGUAUCCAAGAAGUGGCUACUCCAGUGAGACUGGAGGCAUAAUGAAAAACUUACGAGAAAGUACCACAAAUACAAAGGUUCGUGCUUACCAUGCUGAAUACUACAGACCAGAAAACUUAUCAAUAAUAAUAUCUGGAAAAGUGAGUCAUCAAGCUGUAUUUGCAGCGCUUGCUCCUGUAGAAGAUAGAAUUAUGCGGGAUAAUAGAAAUAGACCAUUUGCACGCCCAUGGCAGUCUCCAGUAGAACCACUAAGGACUUCUAAGGAAAUUCUUGUCAAAUAUCCUUCAGAUGAAGAAGAUGCAGGAAUGGUUUAUAUUGGAUUUAUGGGACCAGAAUCAAAGAACAUUCUUCUUGUUAAUGCUUGUGCAAUUUUACUCAGGUAUUUGACAGACAAUUCCAUAAGUCCAGUUCAACGUGAUAUGAUUGAGUGUGAAGACCCUAUGGCGAGUAUUGCUGGGUAUGGUAUCACAGAGAACUCUCAAACGAUGCUGCAGAUAUAUUUUGAGAACGUACCCUCUUCUAAAAUUAAUGAGGUGUCUGGGAAAUUAAAAUCUAUCUUAACAAAAAUAGGAUCUGGAAAGGAGAAACUAGAUAUGGAACGUAUUAAAACUAUUCUUGACAAACACAAUCUUGAAACAUUAACUGCUUUAGAAAGUAGUCCUCACAAUACCAUUGCAUAUACGUUAAUUGCAGACUUCCUUUAUGGCAGUACAGUUGAUGAUUUGGAUCAUCGCUUGAACUCAUCACGUGAUAUAGAGGUUUUAUUAUCAAAAGGAGAAGAAUUUUGGUUAGAUUUAUUGAACAAAUACUUUGUUCAAAACCAUUCAAUAGUGGUCAAGGGACUGCCUAGUAUUCAAGAACAAAAUAUCAUGGCGGAGCAAGAGAAACUGAGGAUUGAAGAACAGAGGGCAAAGCUUGGAAAAGAUGGUUUAGAGAGCCUGGAGAAAGAAUUGAAUAAAGCUAUGGUAGCUAAUGAGGUUGCACCGUCAAAGGAAAUUUUAACUAGCGUGCCUGUACCCAGCACUUCCGACAUUACAUUUCACAAUGUAAAAACAUGGACAAAUGAUAAUAAUCAUGCAGAAUUUUCAAAUGAACUAUCAAUUGAUAUAAGCACUCUUCCUAUUCAUACCAGAGUCCAUGAUGUGCAAACAAAUUUUGUCUAUAUUUUUUUGACUAUGGAAAGUUCUUCACUGCCACAUUUCUUACGGCCCUACUUACCAUUGUUUUUGGACUUAUUGAUGGAAUCUCCUGUUUUAAGAAAUAAUGUCUUAAUUCCAUAUGAGGAAGUAGUUUCUGGUUUAGAAAAGGACACUGUUGCAACCGAUUAUAAAAUAGGACUGGAGCACUAUAGUAGAUUCAGCUGCGGACCAUUUUCUAAUGUUGUUACUAUAGCAAUGCAGGUAGAAACAAAGAAAUAUAGCACAGGUGCCCAGUGGAUGAUUGAGCUAUUGCACAAUACUAAAUUUGUUCCAGAUAGAAUACGGGUAUUAGCAAAUAAACUGAUUAAUGAUGUUGCAACAAGCAGAAAAAGCGGAGACAAAAUUUGUAAAGAAUUGAGGAAGAUUUUAACUUACAAUAAAUAUUCUAACGUUCAUGCGUGCAAUAUGUUACAUCAGUUGAAAUUUUUGAAUUCUGUUUUAACAAAAUUGAAUAAUCCAAAUACAUCAUCCAAUGUAUUGAAUGAUUUAGAAAUGGUAAGAAAGUAUUUGAUGCAGCCUUCGAAUAUGGCAUUGCAUAUUGUUGCUAAAUGGUCCAGCCUUAGAAAAGAAUGGGAUAAGGAACAUCGAGAAUGCUCUUUAAUGGGUGUGUGGUCAGACUUAGUGAAAGAUAAAUCUGAGCAUCCACUGAAAGGUCUUAAUGUUACUCCAGAUUGGAAACUGAUAGAAAAAACUGUUGGAGGUUACAUUGUUGGUUUGGGAUCGAUUGAAUCUUCUUACAUGAAUCAGACUGCACCCAGUAUAAAUGAUUUUAAGCAUCCUGAUAUGGUGCCACUUAUGGUGUACAUACAAUAUUUAACACAACUAGAGGGUCCUAUGUGGAAGCAAAUUCGUGGCAAGGGUUUAUCAUAUGGUUUUGGCAUUUAUCUUAGACCGAAUGAAGGCCUUCUAACUUUGUUCUUGUAUAAAGCUACUAAUCCAGUUAUGGCUUAUGAAGAAGCAAGGAAUAUUGUUAAAACAAAAUUACAAGAAGAUGAUUGGGAUAAUGAGUUAUUACAAUCUGCGAAAAGUUCUUUAGUCUUUGAAAUCAUUGAACGUGUAACAACAAUUGGCAGUAUGGUCAAUCAAAGCUUGUUAUUGGCAUUUAAAAAUGUUGAUAAUGAGUACAAUAGACGAUUAGUUGAUGCAAUUGAAAAGGUGACGAUUGCUGAUCUAAACCGUGUUGGUCCGAAAUGGCUUGCACCAUUAUUUGACCCUAAAGUUGCUUUAACAAGUUUAGUGUGUACUCCUGAUAGAGUUAGCGAAUUACAUGAAGGUUUUCAAAGACUUGGUCAUGAUUUAAAGAUGUGCAAUUCAUUGGAUGAAAGCCCUAUGUCGUGUAUCGUUUUCCCUGAACAGGCUUAG